Molecule: messenger RNA, 1673 nt
Organism: Rhinolophus ferrumequinum (greater horseshoe bat)
Lineage: Eukaryota; Metazoa; Chordata; Mammalia; Chiroptera; Rhinolophidae
Gene: SYTL3
Product: synaptotagmin like 3
Biological process (GO): exocytosis
Cellular component (GO): plasma membrane; exocytic vesicle
Molecular function (GO): neurexin family protein binding
Source: RefSeq, a predicted model, not a curated record
UUAGCAUUUAACAGCACCUGUACAGAGAUGGGCAAUUUUGACAACGCUACUGUCACUGGAGAAAUAGAAGUUGCCAUUUCGUUAUUGCUUAAAACCUACUCUUUGGAAAUAUGUAUCGAGGCCUGUAAGAACCUUGCCUAUGGAGAGGAUAAGAAGAAAAAGUGCAAUCCGUAUGUGAAGACCUAUCUGCUGCCUGACAGAUCCUCCCAGGGAAAACGCAAGACCGGAGUCCAAAAGAACACGGUGGACCCAACCUUCCAGGAGACCUUGAAGUACCAGGUGGAGCCUGCCCAACUGGCGACCCGGCGACUGCAGGUGUCUGUGUGGCACCUGGGCACACUCGCCCGGAGGGUGUUUCUUGGAGAAGUGAUCAUUCCUCUGGCCUCGUGGGACUUUGCAGACAGCACAACACAAUCCUUCUGCUGGUAUACGCUCCGGGCCAAGGCAGCGAAGUAUGAAGACGGUGUACCUGCCAAUAAUGGAGAGCUUGCAGUCCGGGCCAAACUGGUGUUCCCUGCAGGGCCUGGAAAGCUUGAGGAGGCUCAAGAAGGGGCAGAUCAGCCAUCGUUUACCGGUCAACUCUGUUUGGUGGUGCUGGGCGCCAAGAACUUACCUGUGCGGUCAGAUGGUACCCUAAACUCAUUUGUUAAGGGCUGUCUGACUCUGCCAGACAAACGAAAACUGAGACUGAAAUCUCCGGUCCUGAAGAAGCAAGUGUGUCCCCAAUGGAAGCACUCCUUUGUUUUCAACGGCGUAACUCCUUCUCAGCUGAGGCAAUCCAGCCUGGAACUAACAGUCUGGGACCAGGCUAUCUUUGGUGUGAAUGACCGCUUGCUGGGAGGGGCCACGCUUGGUUCCAGGGAAGAUCCAGCCGGCGGUGCUGACUCAGGCGCAGAGCCAAAGAUCCAAUGGCAGGAAGUUCUCUCCAGCCCCAAUGUAUGGACAGACAUGACACUCAUCCUGCAUUGAAGUGCAGGUUCCACUCUGCAGCGGGUUUCAAGUCUGCGUGCCUGCAGGUUAGCUGGCAAGCUGGGUGUGGACGCACACCUGGCAAGGCCUCUGGAGUGACACACUCUUCUGUAUCCCUCUGUGUACACUUGUUAAACAGAGCAGUGAUCACUGUUAUAGACAGAAGUCUCGGGUUGGUUAUCUGUGCUUUGAGAGAUGUGGAAAAUGGCCAGGUUUCAAUAAAUGUUCAACAGUACCUCUGUCUUCCAAUGCUUAUCAAACAGUGAAAACUACGGCCUUGUUAUGUGCAUUUCAAAGAAAAAGAAAGGAGACUGGUGGGUAUUAAUCCCUUCCACUUUACUAUGAAAACUGUGGAGGCAGGUCAGCUAACUCCACGGAGUGCCGGGGUGCAGAAGGGGACAGACUACCAUUUUGGGUCUGUCGGCUCUAAGGUACAUCCGAGGGAGGCCUGGCCCCACAAAGCAUCACUGGCAGGGCUGCACAGACGCUCUGAGAAGGGACCUCUUGCUCAGUGGCUAGCAGACAUCCACAGCUGUGCCUCACCUUUCAUGUGUCUGUGGUGUGGUGUUCAUCCACACAUGACAUCUUAAUCAAAAAGGAUGAAGCAGGGCGGGCCUGGUGGCUCAGGUGGUUGGAGCUCCGUGCUCCUAAUGCCGAAGGCUGCCGGUUUGAUUCCCACAUGGGCCAGUGGGCUCUCAACCACA